AUGAGAAAUCAUACAGCAAUAACAACAUUCAUCCUGCUGGGAUUAACAGAUGACCCCAAACUACAACUUGUACUUUGCUUAUUUUUGUUUCUUACCUACAUGUUAAGUGUGACUGGAAACCUCAUCAUUAUCACCCUCACGCUUGUGGAUUCCCGUCUUAAAACUCCCAUGUAUUUUUUCCUCCGGAAUUUCUCUUUCUUAGAAAUCUCAUUCACCACAGCCUGUAUUCCCAGAUUCCUGUAUAGUAUGACAACAGGAGAUAAUAUUAUUACUUAUAAUGCUUGUGCCACCCAAUUGUUUUUUAUUGUCCUCUUUGCAGCAACAGAAUUCUUUCUCCUGGCUGCCAUGUCUUAUGACCGUUAUGUGGCCAUUUGCAAACCUUUGCAUUAUACAACCAUCAUGAACAACCAUGUUUGCACUAUACUCGUUCUCUGCUGCUGGGGUGCUGGCUUGCUGAUCAUUCUGCCACCUCUUGGUGUAGGCCUCCAGCUGGAAUUCUGUGACUCAAAUGUGAUUGAUCAUUUUGGCUGCGAUACCUCUCCUAUUCUGCAGAUAACCUGCUCAGACACAGUGUUCAUUGAGAAGAUUAUCUUGAGUUUUGCCAUAUUGACACUCAUUGUUACUCUAGUAUGUGUGGUCCUGUCCUACAUAUAUAUUGUCAAGACGAUCCUAAAGCUCCCUUCUGCUCAACAAAGGAAAAAGGCCUUUUCUACCUGCUCUUCCCACAUGAUCGUGGUUUCCAUCACUUAUGGCAGCUGUAUCUUUAUCUACAUCAAACCCUCAGCAAAGGAGGGUGUGGCCAUUAAUAAGGUAGUGUCUGUACUCACAACCUCUGUUGCCCCUUUGCUCAACCCUUUCAUUUACACACUUCGAAACAAACAAGUGAAAGAAGCCUUCAAAGACACAGUAAAACGGAUUGUGUUUCUCACAAAGAAGUAA
Molecule: messenger RNA, 939 nt
Organism: Dipodomys spectabilis (banner-tailed kangaroo rat)
Lineage: Eukaryota; Metazoa; Chordata; Mammalia; Rodentia; Heteromyidae
Product: olfactory receptor 6C2-like
Exons: 1
Coding region: 1-939 (312 amino acids)
Biological process (GO): G protein-coupled receptor signaling pathway
Cellular component (GO): membrane
Molecular function (GO): olfactory receptor activity; G protein-coupled receptor activity
Source: RefSeq, a predicted model, not a curated record